Mus pahari (shrew mouse) is the source of this 1319-nucleotide messenger RNA. It is a transcript of the gene Fbxo16, whose product is annotated as F-box protein 16. Gene Ontology annotation, molecular function: protein binding. The transcript has 8 exons. The coding region runs from base 209 to 1216 and encodes 335 amino acids. The record is from RefSeq and is a predicted model, not a curated record. NCBI's taxonomy places the organism in Eukaryota, Metazoa, Chordata, Mammalia, Rodentia, Muridae.
UCCACACAUUGUUGCCUAAGAGACCCCGGAUGCCAGCGACAGGAUUUAUAGAUGGCGAUUGGACUGCUGGAAGCGGUGAGGUGGGGGCUAAAAGGAGUCAAAGAAAGCUGCCCUAGCCCAACGAUAGCAACCCCAGAACCAGAGGCUUGAAGAAGGAAGCCAGCUGCUGAGGUGUAGUCUUUCUUAUGGAAAAGUACCAGUUCAUUUCAUGAUGGCAUUUGCACCUCCAAAAAGCAUCGAUGGCCCCAAAAUGCAGACAAAGAUGAGUACCUGGACACCUCUCAACCAUCAGCUUCUGAAUGACCAGGUAUUUGAAGAACGAAGAGCUCUGUUGGGAAAAUGGUUUGACAAAUGGACAGACUCUCAAAGGAGAAGAAUUCUUACAGGCCUACUAGAGCGCUGUUCCCUGUCCCAGCAGAAGUUCUGUUGUCGAAAGCUGCAGGAAAAAAUCCCAGCAGAGGCCCUGGAUUUUACUACCAAGCUUCCGAGGGUGUUAUCUGUCUACAUCUUUUCCUUCCUGGAUCCCCGGAGUCUUUGCCGUUGUGCACAGGUGAGCUGGUACUGGAAGAGCUUGGCUGAGUUGGACCAGCUCUGGAUGCUCAAGUGCCUGCGCUUCAACUGGUACAUCAGCUUCUCCCCAACGCCCUUUGAGCAGGGCGUCUGGAAAAAGCACUACAUUCAGAUGGUGAGAGAACUUCACGUCACCAAGCCCAAGACACCUCCAAAGGAUGGAUUCACAACUGCCGAUGUUCAGCCAAUUCCUGGCAAUUCUCCAGAGGAGAAGCAGUCCCCUUCCUUAGCUUUUCGGUCCUCCUCCUCUUUAAGAAAGAAGAAUAACCCCGGGGAGAAAGAGCUUCCACCAUGGCGAUCGUCGGAUAAGCAUCCCACGGACAUCAUCCGCUUUAAUUACCUAGACAACUGUGACCCUGAGCUCUUCAGGCUAGGAAGAAGAAAAAGAAAUGAAGUGACCCCAGACUUCAAGCGCCAGUUGCGAGAUAAGAAAAAUAAGCUUCAAGACAGAGCCAGGCUCAGGAAAGCGCAGUCAUUGAUGUCCCUGAGUUCCCCUCCAAAAGUUCCAGUUCGUCUCGCCUGGCCUCUGCAUCUGCCGGUGGCACCCUCCUCAGACCCUGAAGCAGCAGUGGACACUCUCCUGGAGCGUCUUCCGAAACACCCCGGGCUGCAGUCACCCUGCCCGAGACUCCAGAGUCAAAGCUGAUUAAAGGAUUGGAAAAGGACUUUUCUAGAAACGACAAGGUGUUCUUCACACCUGAGAGUUGGCUUCUAGCUAGUCCCUCCAUUAAACUCUUUUGGCUUAAGUA